UUCUUCAUAAUUUUUCCUUCAUAUCACAACAGUCUCGCAACAACUAACUCUCUACACCGGCCUUUCUCUUCUUCCAUUUAUCUCCCCCACUUUUUCUCCUCCGUCGCCGAUCGUUUCGAUUCUCUCCGACUCCCUAUAACUCUCGCUCAAUGCGCGUAGCCGAACAACCGCUAUAGCAAUCACAGCAACCAAUGGAAAACGGCGUCGUCAAGGAGAACGGAGUUUGCUCGUCGGAGUCGGUUAAUGGCAGUCGCGACGUCUGGAGUGCUAAGGAAUCCGAUUCUUCAUCCGCUGACCAUCUCGUCGUCAUGGUCCAUGGGAUUAUGGGAAGUACCUCAGAUUGGAAGUUUGGAGCAGAGCAGUUUGUUAAAUUGCUCCCCGACAAAGUUCUUGUUCAUUGUAGUGAACGGAAUACCUCUACGCUGACUCUGGAUGGUGUGGAUGUAAUGGGAGAGCGCUUGGCAGGAGAGGUUGUCGAACUGGUUCAAAGAAAGCCAAAUUUACGUAAGAUCUCAUUCGUUGCACAUUCUGUUGGAGGGUUAGUGGCAAGAUAUGCAAUUGGGAGACUAUAUAGACCUGCUAAGGGAGAAAAUAUGGAAAAUUCACAUCCUAAUGGCUGUGAAGAGGAUUCAAGGAGUACAAUAUGUGGCUUGGAGCCUAUGAAUUUCAUCACUGUUGCUACACCUCAUCUUGGUUCAAGGGGUAACAAGCAGGUGCCAUUUCUUUUUGGCGUACCUGCCUUCGAAAAACUUGCUAGUGCAGUUAUCCAUUUGAUAUUUAGGAGAACAGGUAGGCAUCUGUUUCUUAAUGACGAUGACGAUGGCAAGCCUCCACUGCUUAAACGAAUGAUAGAAGAUUAUGAUGGCUGUUAUUUCAUGUCGGCAUUGCGUAGUUUCAGACGUAGGGUGGCAUAUUCAAACGUGGGCUAUGACCAUAUUGUCGGCUGGAGAACAUCAUGCAUUAGACGUACUUGUGAACUGCCGAAGUGGGAGGAUACUGUUGAUGAAAAAUAUCCACAUAUAGUUUAUGAAGAGCACUGCAAGGCCUAUGAUGCUGAGCAGUGUGAGCCCACUUCAGCAGAAGGCAAUGACUGUGACCAGCUUGAAGGGGAGCUAGUGACGGGCCUAUCUCGUGUGUCAUGGGAAAAAGUAGAUGUUAGUUUCCACUGCAGCAAACAGAGAUUUGCUGCUCAUAGUGUCAUUCAGGUAAAAGAUCAAACUGCACAUAAAGAAGGCGAAGAUGUUAUACGUCAUAUGAUUGAUCAUUUCCUCCAUUAAAAUCUAAUAAUAACUCGAAGAAAUGUCAUUGGAACCAGGUUCUGUUGUUCAAUGCUACACUCGAGCUUAUGCUGUUGAGAAAUCUAUGAUUUCUGUACCACUAGACUACAUCCAUCGUCUCAGUACAAGCUGGGCCUGCACGUAUGAUCUCGCUACCAGAGAGCCUUACACAAAAAAUGUGUUCAAGGAAGCAGCAGGCAGUCAACAGAAAUUUAAUUUAUUCGUUACUGUUUGUAUUGUAUUUUGAACGCAACAUUAUUAAGAUGAAAUUAGUUUUAUAUA
Molecule: messenger RNA, 1559 nt
Organism: Rosa chinensis
Lineage: Eukaryota; Viridiplantae; Streptophyta; Magnoliopsida; Rosales; Rosaceae
Product: lipid droplet phospholipase 1
Exons: 10
Coding region: 192-1277 (361 amino acids)
Source: RefSeq, a predicted model, not a curated record